CCUCCCCUUCCCUGCCUGGCUGGGCGCAGCGUCGGGCGGGCGGCGGGGGCACCGUCGGGGCGCCGCCAUCUGCUUCGCCUCCUCGCGCCCGGCAGCCGCCCGGAGCCCGCUUCAAUGGGCAGCUCCCACCUGCUCAACACGGCCUUGCCGCUGGGCAUUCGACCUCCGAUCAUGAACGGCCCCAUGCAUCCCCGUCCCCUCGUUGCACUGCUUGAUGGCCGGGACUGUACGGUGGAAAUGCCAAUCCUGAAGGACGUGGCCACCGUGGCGUUUUGCGAUGCUCAGUCCACCCAGGAGAUUCACGAAAAGGUCCUGAAUGAAGCUGUGGGUGCCCUGAUGUAUCACACCAUCACUUUAACCCGUGAGGACUUGGAGAAAUUUAAAGCACUUCGAAUAAUUGUUCGAAUUGGAAGCGGUUUUGAUAACAUUGAUAUCAAAUCUGCUGGCGACCUAGGGAUCGCCGUUUGCAAUGUCCCGGCGGCCUCGGUGGAAGAGACAGCCGAUUCGACGAUGUGCCACAUCUUGAACCUCUACAGACGAACCACCUGGCUGCAUCAGGCUUUGCGAGAAGGCACCAGAGUGCAGAGCGUGGAACAGAUUCGGGAAGUUGCUUCCGGAGCAGCCCGAAUCAGAGGAGAGACGCUGGGCAUUAUUGGGUUAGGACGAGUGGGCCAAGCCGUCGCGCUGCGUGCCAAAGCCUUUGGCUUCAACGUCAUUUUCUACGACCCGUAUCUCUCGGACGGCAUUGAGCGGGCUCUCGGCCUCCAGCGGGUGAGCACCCUGCAAGACCUGCUGUUUCACAGUGAUUGCGUCACCCUCCACUGCAGCCUCAACGAGCACAAUCAUCACCUGAUCAACGACUUCACCAUUAAACAGAUGCGACAAGGGGCGUUCCUGGUGAACACGGCUCGUGGAGGAUUGGUGGAUGAAAAGGCCCUUGCACAAGCACUGAAGGAAGGCAGAAUACGGGGAGCAGCCUUAGACGUCCACGAAUCGGAACCGUUCAGCUUUAGCCAGGGGCCCUUGAAGGACGCCCCAAACCUCAUCUGCACGCCCCACGCGGCCUGGUACAGCGAACAAGCCUCGAUAGAGAUGCGGGAGGAGGCGGCGAGGGAGAUCCGGAGAGCCAUCACAGGUCGUAUUCCGGACAGCCUGAAAAACUGUGUCAACAAAGAACAUUUGACCACAGCUACACACUGGGCAAGCAUGGACCCAGGAGUUGUUCACCCGGAGCUUAAUGGCGCUACGUACAGCCGGUAUCCUCCUGGCGUCGUGAGUGUGGCUCCCCCCGGAAUCCCCACCGCCGUGGAAGGGAUCGUCCCCAACGCCAUGCCCUUGUCGCAUGGGCUGCCUCCGGUCGCCCACCCCCCGCACGCUCCUUCUCCAGGCCAGACGGUGAAACCGGAAGCGGAUAGAGACCACGCCAGUGACCAAUUGUAGCCUACGAGAUGACCCUUCCCAGCGUAGAUGGUUGCCCCAUUGGUCAAGGACGUGGUGAAACGUUCGGACAGAACCACGGCGAGCCCCUGGCGUCAGGCCACUCACCUUUUUAACGAACUGGUCCAAGAUGCAGUAUCCUAAAACGAGGAGCGGUGGGAGAGUUGAUGGAACGAAGAUCGGAAAACUUUAUUCCUCCAUAUAAAAUGUAGUUUUAUGUCCCUGUCCAGUGAACUGAAUCACAAGUUUUUUGUAUUCCUGUGGGUUCUUUGUCAAGCCAGAGAAGUUAGUAGUUAAUUAUAUCAUGAAUGUACUUGUCUGUGUACAGUUUUUAGAACAUUAACCAAGGUUUGUUUGCUCCAUUGUCAACAGCAAAAAAAAAAAAAAACUACAAAAAAAACCCACAAAGAGAGGCGUUCGACAAACCACUUUCAAAAGUUGAAAACUUUUUUUUUUGUUUCGUUUUUAUAUGUUAAAAAAAAAAAUGCCCCAAAAUUGAGGCAGUCGAUGAAACUUCUCAGGAUAAUGACUCCCACCCACCUAUUUUUUUUUCCCCCUUUCUUUCUAUGCCAUACAAGUGCAUUGUUUUUUCUACCUUCUUGUCUUAUUAUUAUUUUUUUUUAAGAAUAAUUUAAUAAAACGCAAAACACUUUUCUCCUGAUUUUGGCAUAAAUUCCCCACAUUUCAGAAUGAAGAUGUUUGAAAGAGAUUUUUGAGGUGCAAAUAAAAGUUUUUUUGUAUAAACAAGGGUCCUGCUUUUUUUUUUUUUUUUUGUCACCAGUUAAAGUAUAUAUUAUUGCUGGGGUGCAGAGAGAGAAAGAGAGAGAGAGAGAAAGAGAGAGAAAGAAGAGAGACUGACUGAGAAAGAGGCACUAGAGCUACCGAAAAGUAGAAUAUAUUUCAUCGCCUACAUGAACUCCUUCCCAGUAAUGUAGUAGGCUAGCAAUAUUUUGCGUUAAAUCAUGUUUGUGACUGUAUCCAUUUGUAUGAAUUAUUUUAAAGAAAUAAAAAUUCCAAACAAACCA
This is a messenger RNA of Crotalus tigris (Tiger rattlesnake), 2462 nucleotides long. It is a transcript of the gene CTBP1, whose product is annotated as C-terminal binding protein 1. The transcript has 9 exons. The record is from RefSeq and is a predicted model, not a curated record. Lineage: Eukaryota; Metazoa; Chordata; Lepidosauria; Squamata; Viperidae. The coding region runs from base 115 to 1440 and encodes 441 amino acids. Gene Ontology annotation, molecular function: transcription corepressor activity; NAD binding; oxidoreductase activity, acting on the CH-OH group of donors, NAD or NADP as acceptor.